Agrilus planipennis (emerald ash borer) is the source of this 4541-nucleotide messenger RNA. RefSeq names its product cleavage and polyadenylation specificity factor subunit 1 (gene CPSF1). NCBI's taxonomy places the organism in Eukaryota, Metazoa, Arthropoda, Insecta, Coleoptera, Buprestidae. Gene Ontology annotation, cellular component: nucleus; mRNA cleavage and polyadenylation specificity factor complex. The record is from RefSeq and is a predicted model, not a curated record. Bases 185 to 4438 code for a protein of 1417 amino acids. The transcript has 20 exons. Gene Ontology annotation, molecular function: protein binding; nucleic acid binding.
CAUAACCUCACUUAAUUUACAAAGGUUAUUUGUAAUUUGUAUACAAGUUAGUCGAGUUUUUAGUCUUUUUUAACACAAGUUCGACCGCUAUUAUGUUUAGGAUAUACAAUGGCAUGUGCUGAAUUGUGCUAAAUAGUUUGCAUGUUUCUCUUCUCCAGUUUACUUUGCUAACAAAAAGUUAAAGAUGUUUUCUGUAUGUAAACAAAUUCAUCCUGCCACUGGCGUAGAACAUUGUCUGAGUUGUCAUUUCUUUUCUAAAGCCGAAAAAACGUUAGUUACAGCUGGAGCAAAUAUAGUAAAAGCGUACAAAUUAGUCCCUGAUGUAGAUCCCAGGAUUCGCAUUCAAGAAAGAUUUUCAGAAACCAGACCUCCAAAAUGUAAGUUAGAAUGCAUUGGACAGUACAGCCUAUUUGGGAAUGUAAUUUCAAUGGAAACUGUUAAUCUUGCAAACUCUCCAAGGGAUGCAUUGCUUUUAGCCUUUGAAGAUGCAAAACUAUCUGUAGUUGAAUAUGAUCCAGAAACUAACGAUUUGAAAACCCUUAGUUUACAUUAUUUUGAAGAAGAAGAAAUGAAAGAUGGUUGGACUCAUCAUGUUCAUGUACCAAUAGUAAGAGCAGAUCCUGAAAACCGAUGUGCUGUAAUGACAGUUUUUGGGAGAAAGCUUGUUGUCUUGCCAUUUAGAAGAGAAAAUACAAUAGAAGAAAAUGAUUCUUCUGAUAUUAAACCAAUGAUCUCCAGCUCAUAUGGUUCCAAGUCCCCUAUAUUGUCUUCCUACAUGAUCUUAUUAAAAGAAUUUAUAGAAAAAGUGGAUAAUAUCAUUGAUAUACAGUUUUUGUAUGGCUAUUAUGAACCUACCUUAUUGAUUUUGUAUGAGCCUUUGAAAACAUUUUCUGGACGAGUCGCCGUUAGAACAGACACUUGUGCUAUGGCAGCUCUGUCGCUGAACCUGCAGCAGAAAGUACAUCCUAUUAUUUGGCAGGUGUCCAACUUACCAUUUGACUGUAUUCAUGCAAUUCCCAUUAAAAAACCUCUUGGGGGUACUUUGAUUAUGUCUGUGAAUGCUUUAAUUUAUUUAAAUCAAAGCAUUCCACCUUAUGGAGUUUCUUUGAACAGCAUUGCAGAAAGUAGUACAAGCUUUCCACUAAAACCUCAAGAAAAUGUAUGCGUAAGUCUAGAUUGUGCCCAAGUAGCUUUCCUAUCUGAUGACCAGUUAGUUUUCUCAUUGAAAGGGGGCGAAUUGUAUGUUCUAACUUUAAUAGCAGAUACAAUGAGAUAUGUGAGAAGUUUCCAUUUUGAUAAAGCUGCUUCUAGCGUGCUUACAACUUGCAUUUGUAUUUGUGAAGAUAAUUUUUUGUUCUUGGGCUCUCGCCUUGGAAAUUCUCUUUUAUUGAGAUACACAGAAAAAGAUAAUCAGAUAAUAACUUUAGAUGAUGACGAGCCCCCUACCAAACGGGCCAAAAAUGACGGCACUGAAGACACAAAUUCUACUUCAGAACCUGAGCGGGUAUUAGACUCUUUAAACGAUUGCAUGGCAAGUGAUGUUAUGGAUAUUAGAGACCCAGAAGAGCUUGAAGUGUAUGGUAGCGAAAAACAAACCAGUUUACACAUCACAAGUUUUGUUUUUGAGGUAUGUGAUAGUUUAUUAAAUAUCGGACCUUGUGGUAACGCUUCCAUUGGAGAACCGGCUUUUAUGAGUGAAGAAUUUAUACACAAUCCGGAUUUGGAUUUGGAACUAGUAACAACAUCAGGUUACGGAAAGAACGGAGCUCUGUGCGUACUCCAACGCUCUGUACGACCGCAAAUCGUCACCACAUUCACCCUUCCUGGUUGCAUAAACAUGUGGACUGUAUACGCCAACGAAGAACAUCAUGGGUUCCUUAUACUUAGUCAAGAAGAUGGCACCAUGAUUCUCCAAACAGGACAUGAAAUCAACGAAAUAGACAAUACAGGUUUCUGUACUACUGAUCCUACAGUUUAUGCUGCUAAUUUAGGAAAUAAUAAGUAUAUAGUACAAGUUACAACAGCUGCAGUUCGAUUACUGCAAGGAGCUAACCAAUUGCAACAUAUUCCUUUGGAUCUGGGCUCUCCCAUAGUUCAUGCUUCCAGCGCCGAUCCCUAUUUAGCAAUUUUAACUUCAGAUGGUCAGGUAAUAACCCUAAUGUUAAGGGAGUCUCGAGGAAGUGCCAGGCUUGUCGUCAGUAAAUCUACUCUUUCAAACAUUCCUGCAGUAACAACUUUAUGCCUAUAUCGUGACAGUUCGGGAUUAUUUACAAGUAAAGUUCCUGAAGACUUCCUACAUGUACCCUCUCACCUGGUAAAAGAACAAGAAACUAAAUCCGAGGUAGAAAACGAAGAAGAUCUUCUUUAUGGAGACAACAGCGACUUUAAAAUGCCAUCUUUGAAUCCUCCGCCCCCUAAACCUAAAGUCUUUUUCAACUGGUGGAAAAAGUACUUUGUCGAAUUCAGACCGACGUAUUGGUUACUUGUCGUACGCGAAAAUUCGAAUCUGGAAAUUUAUUCGGUGCCAGAAUUUAAACUUUCGUUCAUUGUGCGUAACCUCUGCUUUGGUUAUAAGGUUUUGGUGGAUAAUUUGGAGUCGGUGCCCAUGCUCGCUACUAAUCCUGCAAUGAUCAUGAACGAAAUAGCAUUGCAAAAGGAACAUGAGAUCAAGGAAAUUUCGAUGAUUGCUUUGGGAAAUAAAGGCUCCCGUCCACUUUUGUUGGUAAGAUUAGAAAAAGACUUUUAUAUCUACGAAGCGUUCAGAUUUACUCGUGGAAAUUUGAAAUUACGUUUUCGAAAACUGAAUCACAAUAUUAUUUAUUCCUGUGACACUUCGAAUCAGGUGGAAACAGAAAACUCUGAUUUCUUUGCAUUACAAGAAAGGGUUUCGAAGAUAAGACCGUUCGGAAAUAUAGCUGGAUACAAUGGAGUUUUUGUGUGUGGUGCCAAGCCCCAUUGGUUGUUCUUAACAGGCAGGGGUGAACUGAGAACUCAUCCUAUGACUAUCGAUGGUGAAAUUUUUUGUUUCGCUUCGUUUAACAACGUAAAUUGUCCUCAGGGGUUUCUCUAUUUUAAUAAAAAGUCUGAACUUCGUAUUGGUGUUCUUCCAACUCAUUUAAGUUAUGACGCAGCUUGGCCAGUUAGAAAAGUUCCACUUCGAUGCACUCCCCAUUUCAUAGAAUACCAUCUCGAAUCAAAAACUUACUGCAUAGUAACAAGUGCAUCAGAGCCCUCAAAACAGUAUUAUAAAUUUAACGGAGAAGAUAAAGAACUCUCUGUAGAAGACAGAGGCGACAGAUUUCCGUAUCCUCUCCAAGAAAAGUUCAGUAUAAUGUUGUUUUCCCCUGUAUCUUGGGACGUAAUUCCGAAUACUCGAAUGGAUUUGGAUGAAUGGGAACACAUCACUUGUCUUAAGAAUGUUUCUUUAGCUUACGAAGGUACUAGAUCGGGAUUAAAAGGGUACGUGGUGUUAGGAACCAAUUAUAAUUAUGGAGAGGAUGUUACGUCAAGGGGAAGGAUUUUAAUUUACGAUAUUAUUGAAGUCGUACCUGAACCUGGACAACCCCUAACAAAGAAUAAAUUCAAAGAAAUAUAUGCUAAGGAACAAAAAGGUCCUGUUACAGCUCUGUCCCAUGUUUCAGGGUUUCUUGUUUCAGCAGUGGGACAAAAGAUUUAUAUCUGGCAACUGAAAGAUAACGAUUUGGUGGGGGUGGCUUUUAUAGAUACACAAAUUUAUACUCACCAAAUUUUAUCUGUUAAAAGUUUACUUCUUGUGGCAGACGUUUAUAAGUCAAUUUCCUUAUUAAGGUUCCAAGAGGAGUACAGGACACUUUCUCUAGUAUCUAGGGAUUUUAAAGCAAGCGAAAUAUACUCAUUGCAGUACAUGAUAGAUAACACCAACAUGGGAUUCCUAGUUUCUGAUUCGGAAAAGAAUUUAAUAUUGUACAUGUACCAACCUGAAGCACGAGAAUCUUAUGGAGGUCAGAGACUUUUAAGAAAGGGCGAUUUUCACCUGGGUCAAGCAGUUAACACUUUCUUUAGAAUCCGUUGCAAAAUGGGUGAAUUGAUGGAAGAUAGAAAACAGUUAUCAGGUAUCGAAAAAAGGCAUAUUACCAUGUUUGCAACCCUUGACGGUAGUUUGGGAUAUUUACUACCUAUAGCAGAAAAAACUUAUAGAAGGCUUCUAAUGUUGCAAAAUGUUUUGGUUACUCACAGCUCUCAUACUGCUGGUUUAAAUCCAAAAGCGUUUAGGACGUAUAAAAGUUGGAGAAGACAACUUUCAAACCCCUGUCGAUCGAUUAUUGAUGGGGAACUUGUGUGGCGUUUUAUUAGUUUAUCGAUUAAUGAAAAAAUGGAGGUUUCUAAAAAGAUAGGCACAAAAACUGAGGAGAUAAUAGAAGACUUGUCGGAAAUACAAAAACUAACUGCCCAUUUUUGAUUUGUUCUUUACUUAUUAUUACAUUUGUAAAUACGGAAAAGCACGCUAAAUUACAUUAAAAUAAUUUAAUGAUCUUUGCUUAUUAAAAUAGGAACGAAAGAGU